Molecule: messenger RNA, 4677 nt
Organism: Alnus glutinosa
Lineage: Eukaryota; Viridiplantae; Streptophyta; Magnoliopsida; Fagales; Betulaceae
Exons: 11
Coding region: 172-4257 (1361 amino acids)
Biological process (GO): negative regulation of DNA-templated transcription
Molecular function (GO): transcription corepressor activity; acyltransferase activity, transferring groups other than amino-acyl groups
Source: RefSeq, a predicted model, not a curated record
UUAUGGUAAACUGCACACACUCCCAUAUAAAUCCUUGUGAAAAAAAGAGAUUAUGUGUAUGUCUUCCUUGGUGGCCACGCUACCCGCAAAAUACAAAAAAAAACUUCGUUAAAAAAUCUCCGAUUUUCUCUACCUAUUUCCUUCAGGUGCGUAUUCUUUGUUUACACUUCAAUGGCAAUGGCAAUGGCGGCGGACGCUCCUCCAAACUCUGGUAGAGGGAGAAAGCGAAAAAGAACAAUGGCCCAAAGAAAGCUCGCUCAUGGAGGAAGUGUAGAGGUAAGGAGUGAUGAAGAUGGAUUUCAGGGUUCAUGGCACCCUGGGACUGUUAUUUCAUGUUAUAACCAAGGUCGUCGUGUCAAAUACGACCAUCUCCUAUGCAAUGAUGGCUCUAAAAAACUUGUGGGUGCUGUGCGUGUUUCACCCGUAUUAGAUGGGAUUGGUGAUGCCACUGCAAACAGCUGCAAUUAUCGUGGGUGCAUAAGGCCGCCGCCGCCUCAUGUUGAGUUUAGUAAAUGGAGCCUUCCCUAUGGACUGUGUGUGGAUGUCUUUUACCAGGAUGCUUGGUGGGAAGGUGUGAUUUUUGAUCAUGAUGACGGUUCAUAUGAGAGGAGGGUUUUCUUUCCGGAUUUGGGUGAUGAAUUAAAGACAGGAAUUAACAGGUUGAGAAUAACUCAAGACUGGAGUGAGGUUACAGAGAAUUGGCAGCGCCGUGGGACCUGGUUAUUUCUUGAGGUGAUUGAGGAAUAUGAGCAAGAAGGGUAUAUUGGUGUUUCAGUGCAGCAAAUUUGGUAUGACUCGCGCGGAAAAGAAGAUUUUGAGAAAAUUAAAGACUGGACCUGUAGUAGGAAAGACUUGUGGAAAAAGUUAGUGUGGGAGGUCAUUGAUGAGAACUUCAAUAUUUUUCUAAAAUAUGUUUUUCAGGAUUUAGAUCGUUCCGUGGGCUUGUUACAAGAAGGCAAUGGAGGAUUGGAAUUAGGUAGAACCGCUGAUGAUGUUGAUAUGAGCCCUGAAGCAGAUUUGGCCAACUCUCAUGCUAUUGUCCCUGUUGAGAACUCAUGGUGUAGUGGUUUAUUGGUUGAUCAAGGGAACUCUGCCAUGGAUAAAUUAAAUUCUACUUUGGGUGUUGAGUCGGAUAUGAAUCUUUUGAUUGAAUCAGAUGUACCCUGCCAUGAUAAAGCGGUGUGUUUGUCGAUAUUACCUUCUAAUCCAGAUGGAAUUUCUAGCGCCAACUCCUUGACCAUCAGUGGAGAUCUUUCCGAGGGUUUGUUACAAGAAACCAAUGGAGGAUUGGAAUUAGCUAGAACUGCUGAUGAUGUUGAUAUGAGCCCUGAAGCAGAUUUGGCCAACUCUCGUGCUAUUGUCCCUGUUGAGAACUCAUGGUGUAGUGGUUUAUUGGUUGAUCAAGGGAACCCUGCCAUGGAUAAAUUAAAUUCUAGAGAUGCUGAUGAUGUUGAUAUGAGCCCUGAAGCAGACUUGGGCAACUCUCGUGUUAUUGUCCCUCUUGAGAACUCAUGGUGUAGUGAUUUAUUGGAUGAUCAAGAGGAUUCUGCCAUGGAUAAAUUAUAUUAUACUUUGGAUGUUGAGUCGGAUAUGAAUCUUUUGACUGAAUCAGAUGUACCUUGGCAUGAUAAAGCGGCAUGUUUGUCGGUAUUGCCUUCUAAUCCAGAUGGAAUUUCUAGUGCCAACUCUUUGACCAUCAGUGAGGAUCUUUCCAGUUGUAAUUCCCAUAUGAUCAACAGAAAGCCCAAACAUAGAAAGAAUGUAAAUUGGCUACCUGCUGGCCCGGACAUACUUCCUGAAGCUGCAUUCUGUCCACAUGCUGUUACUGAUUAUGUUACGAGUAUGAGUAAAAAAAGGGCUGGCGGGAGUUCUGUAACUACAAAUUUGCGGAAGCAUCUCUUGUACCUGGGCUGGAAAAUUGAUUUUGUGAGAAAUAAUGGAAUUAGACUACGGUAUACCUCACCUGAUGGGAAAUGGUACUAUUCACUUGUUCAGGUCUGUCAGGGUUUAAGGGGAUCCACCACAGAGAUGAUUUCUUCAAUCUCAGAUAACCAGAGAAGUAGUUUGCAUAUUUUACCUGAUGAUCCGUCUUCAACUUUGGUUCUAGAACAACCAGAAAAAAAUCAGUGUCUUGAUUUUGCCCCUCAAACUGUGGUGUCUCCUCAGUCUGAUAUCCUUAGAGAAAACACAGAAUUUUGUCCUCAGGCUGUUGUGGAUUAUUAUAUGCAUGGAGAUAAGAGCUCCAAGUCUCGUAUUUUGAGAUCAAAGGCACGGUUGCACCUUUCAGCGGUGGGGUGGAAGAUGGGUUACUCAUUUCGGGCAGGAGGGAAACGUGAGUUGCGCUACACUUCUCCAAGAGGGAAGGUUAAAUAUUCUUCACUUAGAUUAGCCUGCAAAGACUGUAUAGACGGUGUCAUUGAGCAAGACGAAGGCGAUAAGUCAUCAUCUACAGCAAGUAAUGCACCAUCCACAAAGGGGUACAGAGAGUCUUCCAGUAUAGCACAGUCAACAGAACUUCCUGAGCAUGGUAAAGUUAAAGUUCGGAAGACAAGAAAAAUCCGUGGGAAGAGGAAGGAUGAUUUAUUACAUCUUACAUCUCAGUCUUUUCAAGUACAACAUAACUUGCAAGCUGCAAAAGAUGGUUUGCCAAUUGGAUUAAUAAGUAGUAGAAACCUAAAUCCAGAAAAUGAAAAGGCCAGCCUCCCAAAGUUUAAAAGAAAAAAGUUUCUUGGUGCAUGGAACAAAUUAAGAAAUGAUCUGGAAAGUGGUCGCCCAACACUGCGUUCAUUCAAAAGAGUACAGGAGGUGGUUACUCCUAGUUCAUCACACUACAAUCCUCGAACUGUACUCUCUUGGUUGAUUGAUAACAAUGUGGUGCUGCCAAGGGCAAAAGUACGUUAUCAUAGCAGAAAGAAACUCCGUCCAAUGGCAGAAGGGCGGAUAACUCGUAAAGGGAUUAAGUGCAGCUGUUGUCAAAAGGUGUUCACUAUUUUUGGCUUUGAAGUUCAUGCUGGCAGCAAAUGCCGCAGACCAGCUGCUAAUAUUUUUCUGGAAGAUGGCAGGUCUCUGUUAGAUUGCCAAAUGCAAAUGAUACAUGGUAAUAAAAUGGGAAGCUCCAGACAAAAAACACAUGAUAGGCUGAAGGGAAAUUCACAUCAAGGCGAGAAUGACCACAUUUGUACCAUUUGUCACUAUGGCGGUGAAUUAAUUUUAUGUGAUCAAUGUCCAUCUGCAUUCCAUAAAAGUUGCAUCAGUUUGAAGGAUGUUCCGGAUGGUGACUGGUUCUGCCCACCAUGCUGUUGUGGAAUUUGUGAGCAAAAGAAAUUCAGAAACAACAGUGAACAUCUAACUGAUGACAUUGUUCUCACUUGCACUCAGUGCGAGCAUAAAUAUCACAUUGGCUGCUUAAGAGAUAGAGGCACAGAUAAUCUGGAAAAUUGUCCUGAAGAAACUUGGUUUUGCUGCAAAAAGUGUGAAGAGAUAUUUUUGGGCCUCCGUGAGAUUUUAGGUAAACAAAUUCCAGUGGGUGUGGACAACAUGACUUGGACAUUGUUAAAGCCGAUGAUGUCUGAUAGUCAUGAUGUUGAGGCCAUGACGGAAAAUUAUAGCAAACUUAAUGUAGCUCUUGGUGUGAUACAUGAGUGUUUUGAACCUGUUAAGGAACCUCACACCCAGAGAGAUCUUGUCGAAGACGUUAUUUUUAAUAGAGGGUCAGAGCUUAACCGAUUGAACUUCCGAGGGUUUUAUACUGUGGUUUUGGGGAGAAAUGAUGAGAUGAUUGCUGUGGCUACUGUAAGGAUCUAUGGAGGGAAAGUGGCAGAAAUACCUCUUGUUGGUACCAGGUUUCAAUUUCGUCGACGUGGAAUGUGUCGCGUCUUGAUGAAUAUGCUUGAAAAGAAGCUCGUCGAAUUAGGAGUUGAGAGGCUGAUUUUGCCUGCAAUUUCUAGUGUGCUGAGCACGUGGACCACUUCAUUUGGGUUUACGAAAAUGACAGAUUCUGAGAGGAUGCAGUUUUUGGAUUUUACUUUCCUGAAUUUCCCAGAUACUGUCAUGUGCCAGAAACUCCUAAUAAAGAACCCUUCAGAAGAAUCAAGUCCAGCAAGAGGAACCCAGGGUGAUCUUGCCUAUGAAAAUGGCGAUUGUACUAAUUUGGAUGUGUUCAGUGCUAUCUCUGAAGUAUAUCAAACAGAACAAAUAGAUGAGAGCAGAAUUGCGGAACAGGGACUAUUAAUGCAACAACGGUUAGGGUUGCAAUAACCCAGUUGAUGAUACGUUUGUCAUGCCCCAGCCAUGUUUUACUGAAACCAAUAGAGGGUGCUUUCUUGAAGAUGGUAAUUUUACCGAAACCAGCAGAAACGGCAGUAAUUCAGAUUUCAUGUGCUGCAAGCGGAAGUAUCAAAUAGCAGAAGCUGAUUGAGCUAAAAAAGCGCAGUGAAGUGAAAACUCAUUCUAGUGUGCAUGCCUAGAAGACUGUUUUUUUUGCUUUGUGAGAUGCGUGGAUUCUUCUUUGUACAGAAACCAUGGGAAAAUAACUUACUAAUGCAUAGUAAGGAUAUAUGUAGCAAUAAAGCUAACCAUUAGUUUUUCUUGGUGCACAGAUUUGGAGUAGAAAUGUAAUGGUGCCUUAUUUGUGAAUACAGCUGAUAAUCUUAAUAAUAAUUAUCCCUUUGAUCGAUC